GAUGUAGUAGGAAAAAAUAGAGGUGUGACUGGGAAAGAAAAAGAAAAUGUUAUAGAAAUUGAAGAAAGAAAUGAAUUAGAAAGUGAAAAGAAUAUAGUAAUAGAAGAUAAAGAAAGAGAAGGUGAUAAAGAAAAAAAUAAAGAAGAAGAAUAUGAUAAGAUGGAAGAAGAUAAUGAAAGUAAUGAGCUAGAAAAUGAAGAAGAAAAUGAGAUGGAAGAAGAUGAAGAAGGAAUUGAGAUAGAAGAAGAUAAAGAAAGAAAUGAAAUAGAUGAUGAUGAGUUGAAAGAAGGAGAAGAUGAUGAAGUAGAAGAAGAUGUUGAGAUAGAAGUAGACAAAACAGAAGAAAAUAAAGAUAAAAAUAAAGGCAAACAACUGCAAGAUAAUAUUGACAAAACAAUUUCCAGUUUAAGAACUUCAACACCUUCAUCUACAAAAGGAAUUGCUAAAACAUUAGAUAAAACUUUUUCUAUUCAAACUGUGAAAUUUCAGGAUAUGUAUAAUAGUCUAAAUAUAAUAUUUCAAAAUAUUUUUUCUGAUUUAAAUACAAAAAUUUCGGAAAUAAAAGAUAAAGUUAUAGAAUCUACAAAUGAACAAAGAAAUAUAUUAGCUAUUCUUGAUGAUAUUAGAAUUGAAAACACUCAAAGUUUGAUUCAUCACAAGAUUACAAGUUAUCUUAAUUCUGAAAAUACUGAUGAUAUUGCUUUCAAGUUUAAUUUAAAAAAGCCACCAGAUAACUGUUUUAAUCGAGAACAUAUAGCUUCAGAAGAAAAAAUCGAAAGUAUUAAAGUAUUUAAUAGAAGAAAAAGACAAAAAAAUCAGAAAGCAAAAAAGAGAUGUGAAUGUGCAUCAUUUAUGAGUUAUGAUGAGUUAGGUGAAUCUUUAUCUGAUAUUGAAAAAGUAAUUAAACCAGAAUAUGCAAGUCCAGAAAUUAGUG
Molecule: messenger RNA, 934 nt
Organism: Racocetra persica
Lineage: Eukaryota; Fungi; Glomeromycota; Glomeromycetes; Diversisporales; Gigasporaceae
Source: the annotation of a GenBank genome assembly